CCUCUGCUCUUAAUCCCAAACAGGCUGUCACUGUAAAAGUGCCCCUGUGCUUUCUGGAUCAAGAUGGUGGACUGAACACAUGAUCUCACUUGGUUCAGAAACCACAGAGAGGAGUAAAACACAAACCCACAGGUAAUGAAGAUGAUGAAAGAGGAGUCAACAGCAACAGCAUUCUGAAGCCAGGAGGGGAUGGGGAGCUGUGAAUGAUUUAGGGAAAGCCAAAUACUGAGUUGGCACUGCGGGAAGGUGAGGGAGGUCCCACCAGGCUUACACUGCAGAACUCCAGGAGGCUUGAAAACCAGCACCCCCCUGGGAGGGGAGACUUCAAACAAAGAUGGCUGGGGAGAGCUACUGGAGAAGCUGUUAGAGCCCCAGCUCUGCUCACACGGUGGGUGGCCGGAGUCAUUACUGUCCCAGUCCCAGAGAAAAGACGUAAGCCCCCACAAAACAGCCCAGUAUGAUGACAAGCCCCGGCCGCGCACAUGCUCAGAGCUUCCAAUCAGCGUUUAGACUGCUGCUCUUCAUCGGGAGCUGGCAGCCAGGGACUCCUAGGCGUCAGAACAAACCAAAACAGGCAGAUGCAAUUUAGGAUUGAGUAAAUAAGUCAUGGUUCAGCCACUUGACGUGUGGAAGAACAACUGACCUCGUCCCACAGUCAGAUUUUAAAAACAAUAACACCGCCGGAGAUAAACUAAAAAUAAAGAUCACCCUUACUUGUUCUGGUCCCCAAAGUAAAUUAAAGGUUGAGCACAUCCCAUAAGCCUAGAACAAAACCUCCAUGGCUCACUCUGCAGUACUGAUAUCUGAAGGCAUGUCUGAGGCUCUGAGGGUAUAAAUAAUGGGACAGUAAAUGGGUGCCCAGCCGAGUCUCUUGUCCCUGCAAGUCCGCAGGGCGCUCAGCGGAGGAGAAUGAAGGACUCCAGCACCCUCCUCUCUGGAGAAAUUCCAGGGAUGGCGGAGAAAGCCCACGGAUCAGGCCAGCCUUCCCGGCCAGACACCGCUUCCUCCUGGGACCACCUGGAUGGGUCUCGAACUACACUACCCAGGCCACCACUUCCGGCCUCCCUGGCGGACAGGGCGACGCUCCGGCCGUUGCCUUGGAGAUAGCUGAGGCGGGCGGAUGUGCUCUGACGGUUACCAAGCGGACGGCUGGGCUACGAGAAAGCAGCCUCCGGAAGCGCGCUGGGGGAGGAGCCUGGGCGGAGUGCGAGUUCUGAUUGGCCGAAGAGUCACACUCCUCCCCGCCCCUCACCUCGCCUGCCAAUAGGAACUGGGCCCGUUGUGCACAUGCGCACGAUUCUAAGGCACCGUCCAUCUGGGCAGUUGGUCCCUCUUGGUGGUUCCAAGAAGAUUUCCAGCACAACAAUGCCAUCCCCACUGGGCCGCCCAUGCCUGCCCUCCGUGGAUCCCGCAGCCACCCUGGAGGAACUUGAGGCAGCACGCCUGCGCUUCCGGGGGUUCUGCUACCAGGAGGUGGCGGGUCCCCGAGAGGCCCUGGCCCGGCUCCGGGAGCUGUGCCGCCAGUGGUUGCAGCCAGAGGUGCGCUCCAAGGAGCAGAUGCUGGAGCUGCUGGUGCUGGAGCAGUUCCUGGGCGCCCUGCCCCCUGAGAUCCAGGCCUGGGUGCGGGGACAGCGGCCAGGCAGCCCUGAGGAGGCUGCAGCCCUGGUAGAGGACCUGCAGCAUGACCCUGGGCAGAUGCUGGACUGGAUCACAGCCCAUGUCCUGAAGCAAACGGUGCUCCCGGCAGCACAGAAGACAGAGGAGUCUUUGGGGAGCCCCCACCCUUCAGGGACAGUGGAGCCCCUCAGGGCAGCCUCUGGUGAGGAACCACAGGACACCCAGAUGGAGGGGCAUGCCCAGCUCAGCUACAGUGUGAAGGAGGAGCCUGAUGCUGAUAGGCAGGAGAUGGCACCCUCCAGUCCCCCAAAUCCAGCCCCGUCCCACGAGGGGCGCCUUGAACACUGGGAACUGGCCUCUACGUCCUUCCACCCACCCAGGACUCAGGAGGAGUGGGGGCUGCUGGACCCGUCACAGAAGGAGCUGUACUGGGAUGCGAUGCUGGAGAAGUACGGCACGGUGGUCUCCCUGGCAGGGUUGCCGCCCCCGCGGCGGGAGGCGCCGGCCGAGUCUGAGCCCGGGGCGCUGAGCGCGGGGACCGAGGGCCAGAGACGCCUCCACCCGGGUGAGUGCUGCUCGGUGGGGCCGGACCGCGCGUCCUCGCGGCGGGGGGCAGAGGUGGGGGCUCGUGCUGCCCCUCACGCCUGGGGACGGGCUGGCCGGUGUCGGGGGCGCCGGGCCACCUGCCCCGCCUCUCCUUCCCCAGGAGACGCGAGCGAGAGCCCCCGCGAGGGUCCGGCGGGCCGCCCAGAGGCCCCGGCGCCUGCCGGGCGGGGGUCGCCCCCCGCGUGCCCUGCACCCGCGGCCCCCGGAGCGCGGCCGGAGCCAGGCGGCCCGCGGCGGAAGCCAUACACGUGCGAGCAGUGCGGCCGCGGCUUCGACUGGAAGUCGGUGUUCGUCAUCCACCACCGCACGCAUGCGGGCGGGCAGGGCGCGCGGGGUGCGGUCCCGGCCGGAGGGGCCGCCGAGAAGCCGCCGCAGGGCCCCCGGGAGCCCGGCGCGCCCCGCCACCCCCACCCCCACCCCCGGCGCGCGCACCCCGGCCCCCGGAGCUACGCGUGCGAGGAGUGCGGGCGCAGCUUCAGCUGGAAGUCUCAGCUGGUCAUCCACCGCAAGAGCCACGCCGGCCAGUGGCGCCACUUCUGCGGCGACUGCGGCCGCGGCUUCGACUGGAAGUCCCAGCUGGUCAUCCACAGGAAGAGCCACCGGCCCGAGGCCCCGUGAGCCCCGCCUUGGGGGCCUGCUGCUCGGCCUGGGUCUGGGAGAUUGCAGUGAUUCAGAGUUCUCGGGGUCCCCCCCCCCCCCCGGCUCAGUCUCCCCACAAAAGCCACCUGGAUGCAAGGAAAAGAAGCCGCCCCCUCCCCUUAUCUGUUCUAGAGUGAGGCCCGGGUUCAGUCCACUGCUGAGCGGUGGCCGCCUCGUGACUUCCAGGCCCUGAGCUCCCCACCUGUGACACGGUGCAGGCUGAGGACUCUCCCUGCCUCUGGGACCUGCCUCCAUGGCCCCUGGCGGAUGCUCAGACUGCCCUUCCCUCCCCUCCUGAAGCCACUGGGCCAAGGUCUCUGUGUGGAAGGUGCUGCAAGUGCUGCAGAGCCUGCUUCUGUUUGCAGGCAGAUGGAAGACUAAUGAUCCUCUACGUGCAUUUCAGACUUUAAACAAAUACCACUUUUAUAAUAAGAAAGUUUCUGCAUAAGGAUCCUGAUGUCUGGUAUCUGCUGAUCACAUCAGCAGCUGGGACCACAGAGGAGCCAAACCCAUGAGACCAGCGGUCCUGGACCCCAGCCUACCUUGUUCCCUGGCCUUAUCCUUUGAGCUCUCGAGUCCUAGCUUGAGUGGCCACGAGGGGAACUUCCUUUCCAAAUGUGGAUAGACAAGGGUGGUCUCCAAGAAAAGGGGCCACAACAGAUGUCACCUAGGCCAGGCGCGCCUGCGGUGAGGGCUGCAUCUCCACAGCCCGCACAGCCGGUCAGUCGGUGACAAAGCAAGAGGGCAAAGGAGCAGCUGCCUGCUGCCCACAGAGGUCUGGAUUCCUGGGUGGUCAUUUGGGACUUUGGCCAGUGCCCUGUAUUAAUUUCCUGUCGUUGCGCUAACAAACUUGGUGGCUUGAAACAACACAUUUAUUCUCUUACAACUCUG
Messenger RNA from Diceros bicornis minor, 3753 nucleotides. It is a transcript of the gene ZNF446, whose product is annotated as zinc finger protein 446. Gene Ontology annotation, biological process: regulation of DNA-templated transcription. The coding region runs from base 1288 to 2841 and encodes 517 amino acids. The record is from RefSeq and is a predicted model, not a curated record. Lineage: Eukaryota; Metazoa; Chordata; Mammalia; Perissodactyla; Rhinocerotidae. The transcript is spliced from 6 exons.